AUGAUCCUAUCGUUCAUCCUGCAUGGUCACCUACCCUAUUACGCCUCCAAUCCUCCCCAUCCCGACCCCCUCCUGCAUGCCAAGUUGAAAGCGGCCCCGGAACUGCUCGAUGCGGAUGUAGACGCACUGACCGAACACUUUGCUGCGUCUCGGCUGUCUUAUUCGACCCAGGCCCUUCCCGUCAAUGUGCUACUCGACACCCUAGUCCGACCUAGCGUCGACGUGGAGGAGCUCGGAAGUACCACCAACAUCGAAUGGCGACAUGUGCCCGAAAAAGCCGUUCCGCACCUGGUCUUCGGAAAUACACCACAACCCGGUGGCCAAUGGAAUGAUAAUUUGAUGCCGGCGAGCUGGGAUAUCCAGACCCUAAGUUAUGCGUCCAUGCUGUCCUUGCCCGGCUAUUCUUUCGCGGAGCACUACCGCAGAGUUACCGGCAACGACCUUCCGGCGUUCACGCGGCCUAGCCGGCAGGAGACGGUGGAUUAUUUCCGUGCGUAUCCCAAGGUCGUGCAGAUUGAUGAUGUCUUCCGAUGCCACGAACGCUUGGAUGGUAUCUCGAGAACUGCGAACGGCUUCUACAUCCGCUCCCAUAACAUCCACUGUAAGCACCUGGUUCUCGCCAGUGGCAUUUUCACCCAGGUUAUACAACCCCGUCCGAUGCUAGAACCACUGGUGUCGCUGGAACCAACACCUCGGAUCCCGCUUCUUGUCAUCGGAUCGGGCUUCUCCGCCGCGGAUGUCAUCAUCUCGGCACCAAAAGAUCAAAAGAUCAUCCACAUCUUUAAAUGGGACCCCGAGAAUCGGCCGUCCCCCUUGCGCGGCUGCCAUCAGCAUGCAUACCCCGAGUAUGCGGGCGUGUACCGUCUGAUGAAGCGCGCCGCCGUUGCCCAUAGCUCCAGCACGGCGAAGCGUCCUGCCCGGACGAAGCGAACCGUUUCAAGCUCCUUCCUCGGAGACCGUCCCUGGGAUCAGGUGUACGACGGCCACCCGAACACCGAAAUUAUAUCUGUCGACGCUCAGAAAGAAUCGGCAACGAUCACCUUCCGCCAGGACGACGGAACGACAUUCACCCGCGUUGUACGCGGCAUGGUCUACGCGACCGGUCGCCGCGGAAGCCUGGGGUACCUUGACCCUGCCCUUCUCUCAGAGGUUGUCGGCGUUGAUGAAAGGGGUGAAAUAAAUCCUACCAUCUCAAGCCAGACCCUUCGAGGGAAAGUACUUGAGAGCAUGGAGGUCGCAAAGGACGUCUUCAUCAUCGGCAGUUUGACGGGCGACUCCCUCAUCCGCUUUUCGCACGGCAGCUGCGUCCAAACCGCAGGGAAGCUGAUCGGUGCGUAUACCGGGGAGGCCAAGGCCAGGAGCAGACCGGUCACCGCUGCUCGAUCGCAGGAUUCGCCCUUGAGCGUGAUGCACGGUCUAGAUGGCCAUGAUAUCUAUCCUAGCAAUAAGAUGGAUGUUUGUUUGGAAAAGCACGAGACGCAUGACACGAUCCCUUCUUUCCGGGAUUCGGGCUUCUUUGGAAGUCUUUGGAGGUCUUUUAUUGGUAUGUGGAAAUGA
This is a messenger RNA of Aspergillus melleus, 1557 nucleotides long. RefSeq lists its product as uncharacterized. The transcript has a single exon. The coding region runs from base 1 to 1557 and encodes 518 amino acids. Lineage: Eukaryota; Fungi; Ascomycota; Eurotiomycetes; Eurotiales; Aspergillaceae. The record is from RefSeq and is a predicted model, not a curated record.